AUGGAUUAAAAGAAGGACAUUAUUCUAAAGAAAAUUGCUGAGAAUGAAGAAACCAUAAUAUAGAAGCUUGCUCCUUAAAUUAGAUUAGCUAUUCCUUUGAAACACAAAGUAUAAUGUGGUGGAGGCACUUUUGAAAUUUACACUCAUUAUGAGUUAUAGCGUAACAUAGGAAAUGGAGCUUUUGGAUUUGUUUGUUCAGGAAAGGACAAAUUGAAUAAUAUUGAUGUUGCCAUUAAAAAAGUAAUAGUAUUAAUUAUAUAUAGAUUACAAUGGUUUUUAGAGAUUUACUUGAUGCAAAAAAGGUACUAAGAGAAAUUAAACUAUUAAGUAUUAUUAUAAUUUAAAAUUAGAAUUCUUUGAUAAUCCCAACAUUGUUAAAUUAUUGGACAUCAUUGUUCCUGAUGAAUAGGAUACUUAUAAGGAUUUAUAUUUAGUGUUUCAACUUAUGCAUCUAGAUUUAGAAAAAGUCAUUUAAUCUCCUUAACCAUUGACAGAUAAGAAGAUUAAUUGGUGUAUGUAUUAAAUCAUCAGUGGCUUAUAUUAUAUGCAUUCAGCAAAUAUUAUUCAUAGAGAUUUAAAACCAAAUAAUAUAUUUAUAAAUGCAAAUUGCCAUAUAAAAAUUGGAGAUUUGAAUUUAGCUAGAAAAUAAGAGAUGGAUAAUGCAUCAAUUUAAACUGAUUAUGUAGUAUAAAGAUGGUAUCGAGCACCUGAAGUAUUGUUGUCUUCAAGUGAAUAUACUAAAGCAAUAGAUAUCUGGUCUUUAGGUUGUAUUUUGGGUGAACUCUUAGGAAGAACUAUUUUAUUUAAAGGUAUGCAUCAUUAAGAAUAAAUUGAAAAAAUUGUUGCUAUUCUUGGCAAACCUAAAUAGGAAGACUUACCUUAUGAAAUUGAUGAAUAAUCUACUGAAUUUCUAUAGUAAUUGCCAGAAAGAGAAGCUAUCAAAUGGGCAGACUUUUUCCCCUUUGCUUCUCCAUUAGCUCUAGAUUUGUUAGAACAUAUGUUAGUAAAUUUGUUUUAUUUAUAUAAUAAGGUCUAUAAUCCCAAUAAUCGAUAUACAAUUUAAUAGUGCAUUGAGCAUCCAUAUUUUAAAUAAUAAUACAUCGAUCAUCCACCUUAAGUUUGUAAGGAAUCCUUCGAUUGGUCUUUCGAUAAUAUUGAACUUAAGGAACAAGCCUUACGAAAAGCUCUCUAUUAAGAGGCACUUGAGUUCUUAAAGCCAAAAAAAUGA
Paramecium pentaurelia is the source of this 1228-nucleotide messenger RNA. Lineage: Eukaryota; Ciliophora; Oligohymenophorea; Peniculida; Parameciidae. The record is from the annotation of a GenBank genome assembly.